UGCCCUCGGGAACCCAGGGCUGGUUUCGGCUGGACCCGAAGAGGACAGGGGGAGAAGGGCUGCCUCCGAAGGGUCCCCACGGGUCCCCAGGUAGGGCCCAGAGAAGGCCCCCUCCCCCCGCAGGAGGGCAGACAGCCCACGCCCCUGGCCACUGUGAAGACACACGUCACAAUGGCUGUUCCAGGCCCUGGAGGAGGCGCCAGGGAGGCGGGCACUCUGGCUGGAGGGCACCCAGGCCUCGCCAUGGGGACUCCAGGCAAGCGCUCUGCGGCUCAGAGCUUGGAACCCGACGCUGCCCGGAUACCGUUGCUGGAACAAAACAUGUCCAGGGCACCAAGAUGGAACCGCCCCCAGGUGUCAAAGGGAAGUCAAGGAAGAAGCCUAAUGACUCCGGGAUCAGAGCCUCCUUUUCCUCCUCCUCCGCCUCCUCCUCCGCCUCCGAGAGCUCCUCCUACAAUAUACAUGCCAGGCCCCCCGGCCAUUCACCCGCCACUGCUCUCCAGAAUGCCCAGAAUGGGCUCUGCCGUCCCCGUACAGACCGUGUGUCCCUACUGCGGAAACCACAUCAUCACGGUGACCACCCCGGUCCCAGGGGUCCUCACCUGGCUGCUGUGCACCGGCCUCUUUAUGUUUGGGCUGCAGGUGCUUCCUGGGCUGCUGCUUCUUCCCCUUCUGCAUGGAGAGCUUGAUGGACGUGAAGCACUCGUGCCCCGUGUGCCGGCAGGAGCUCUUCCGCUACGACCUCCUGUGAACGCCCACCGAAUAAACGUCCACUGCGGGACCCCCGCCUGCCCACGUGUCCUGCCGGGGCACCUCCUGGCACAGCGAGGGGCCGGGUCACCACUCAGCCCUCGGGGGUGGGGGCGGGCGCAGAGCAGGUGCUCCACCGGCACUGGGCAAAUGAAUGAAUCCUGCAGAGUUGGGGGGGGUGGGGGUGAGGGUCCCCCCACCGCCAGCCUCUCAGGCUCCCUGCUGCUCUGACCCCUGCGGGACCCCAGCACAGGACCUCUCCUCUCCUGUCGCCUAGCCCGUUGCCCUCAGCUCAAACUUCAGCAUCUCUAAACCAUCUCUGCACCUCCAGCUGGGGGUGGGCCGGGGGGGGGGGACCCUUACUCCCCAUUAUCUGCAGCCUCACAUACUCACGGGCAUUUGGCAAAUUAAAAGGCCCCAAGCUGGUGAGGAACAGGAUGGCCCCUGGGUUACACGGGGUCUGCUGGAGAGGAAAGGGGGGCGAGGGGGGAUUUUUCAUUUUGCACAACAGGAUGAAUGUUAUUCACCCAUCUUUUCAAUUAAAAUGAAUUUCCUACAAAAGAGGGGAAGAACACAGGACAAUUAUGAAACAGAAGAGAAAGGGAACCGGGCGCCCGGCUGGCCUGGUCAGAAGAGUGCUGAUCUCAGGGCCGUGAGUUCGAGCCCCAUGUUGGGUACAGAGAUUACUUAAGUAAAUACAUAGGCACUAAAUUUGCUGCGAUGCUCACUGUCCCCAGGAGGGCAGUGUGUACCCCCCCCAUCCUAUAGAUGUGGAAGCCCAGGCAGGGGGACCCCUCUGCUCCAGACAGUGGAGGCAGGAGGUGGGAAGGGGUGUGUGUGUAGAGCAGUUUACCAAGCAGUCGUCAGCAGGCAGAGAAGUUCUCGGAAGCCUCACAAGGUCAGGGGACAGUCCCUCUGCACAUGGCCCGCUGGGACAGAUUUCUCUGGACCUGAAGAUGCUGGGGCAGCUGGCCCCCCGCCCGCACCCCAGAGGCCCUGGAGAACUGGGGAAAGCUACAGGGCAGGGGGCCUUCAUUUCAACACCUCAAAGGACCCUCGUGGCAAGUGCGGAGGGUGAAAAGCUGAAGCGUCCGGGCGCCUGGGGACUCAGUCGGUCAGUGUCCAACUCCGGCUCAGGUCAUGAUCUCACA
Hyaena hyaena (striped hyena) is the source of this 1901-nucleotide messenger RNA. It is a transcript of the gene LITAFD, whose product is annotated as LITAF domain containing. The record is from RefSeq and is a predicted model, not a curated record. NCBI's taxonomy places the organism in Eukaryota, Metazoa, Chordata, Mammalia, Carnivora, Hyaenidae. Bases 172 to 981 code for a protein of 269 amino acids. Gene Ontology annotation, molecular function: zinc ion binding. Gene Ontology annotation, biological process: regulation of cytokine production. The transcript has 5 exons.